AUAAACAUGUUUACAGCCUGGUACCAGAACAUGUUUUAGGUUUAAAUGAUCUAGUUUACACUCAUGACAACUCUGAGGGGGUGAAUGUUUUUCUCACUCUUCUGUUUAAGUGUAUUAAAAGCCUAAAAUUCUGUAUAAUUAAUGAGCAUCAGACCCACGUGACCACAGAGCUAGCUCCGUGGAAAGGCCUCAGUAGAGCCUCGGUCUGGCCUGGAAACUGCUCCGGGAUUUUGAGUCUCUGUGUGUGUGUAUUCUUGUUUGGAUAUUAUUUGUGCAAUUGUUGGACAAAAUGACUUGCUGUGGCAUUAAUUGCACUAAUAGAGCGUCCAAGGAGUCUCCACUUCAUUUUUUCGGUAAGUAAAAUUAUAUUUAUGUAUUUUAGGUCACUGCCGAGCUGAGCUUAGAGUUUAACAUGUAAUGUUUAACCAUGAAAUUUAAAUGUAAUAGGGUAAAACCCAGUGCAUUUAACAUAAUGCUGCACUUUAGAAAAUGGGUUCAAAUAUAACAUGUUGGUGGAGCUGGGUUCCCACUAUCGGCUUGUGGAGCUCUCGGAGACCUCUGUUUUCCACCCGGUUCUCCCCAGCGGUCGGCCCGGCGUAUCUCUGACUCAGAAGCUCUGGUGUUGUGCACAGUUAACUCCGGUUGUAGCUAGGUUGCUACCUCCGUUAGCUUAGCUCCCACCUCCGCAUUAGCUUUGGGUUAGCUUGUGGCUAGUUCGACCGGGUGUCGUCAGUUGAUCCCAGCCUUACAGCCCCACCCUCAGCUCCUCCACCUCUCUUCCCUUUUGUGGAAUUGUCUGGGCUUGACGGAACCUGUGACACGGUCAAAAUGGCGGUGGUGGCCACCUCCCAUUUGGCCUCAAAAAAGUGAUGUUGGAGCCUAUGGAAAUGAAUUGUCCAGUAUAUAUGUCGAUGGUGUUACUCAAGUGGGUUGUUCGUGUGGAACUGGAAAAUGGUCAGUAACAAUUAUUUAACCAGGACCAAACACUCCCAUGAGGACUGGUAGGUUUGGUCUUCACAAAGCAUCAGUGAUGGGGUUAGGGUUAUUCCAAGCUGGGAGCUGAAGUCUGGAUCUUAACUGGAUCCUGAAUAGAGGCAGCUGAGAGGUCUGUGUGAUUGGGAUUGCUGCCUCUAGAGGGCUUUUCCAGGCAGAAGUGAAAGCUGAUUGUGUUCAGAAGAGUUUAGUGUUUACAGUUUUUGCCUGUUGCUUGAACACACUUCCUGCAUAAUGCACUAUUUCAUACAUUCUGCGUUCUGGAAACCAUGUAUCCCAGUACUAUACACAUCAGGUAACCGUAACCACCGCGGUCAACACCUGAAGCCACUUACUGGCUGAACUGAACACCGAACAUCCAGCUUCAGCGUCCCAUCACCUAAGAGAUGCAGAAAAGGUUAAAUGACGUCUCCUCGAGCCCGAGCAUUACCUCCGUAACGCAUAUGACCUGUGUGAUUGGCUGUGCCACAGACAUAUAUAUUGAUAGACCCCCUAUUGGCCUCUCGGGCACAGGAAAUGCGGUCACCAUCUUAGAUGGGUCGAGCUUCCGGCAAGCGUCUUUUGGAAUUCUAGGAUGUCCAAGGAAGGUCCCGCCUUUCUCGUCUCUGAUUGGCUAGAUGGGCUCUACUGCGAUUGGCUGAAAAUUCCCGGGGACAGCAGACAACAGCGGCCUUCGCUUGCCUGAAAGCUAAGAAUCCAGUGUUUGCACAUUCCCACAGCAAACAUAACACCAAGAAUCUAUGGAACACCAAAAAUACACAAUAAAGGAGUGACGCCACCAUCAGCGCCAGCCUGAUGUUUGCAGCCGCAAACGAAACGUUGCAGGCCUUCAAGCUGCAAGGAGCCCACUGCCUUCCAGUGACAUCCAUGACAGCAAAGAAGUCCUUCUAUGAGAUGGCCACAGGAAACCAUAACACACCAGAAACCUGGUUUAUGGACUUGCAGUCUGAGAGGGAAGAGGACUGCAGAACACACCCACUCGGUACAAGCACCCAAGAAGAAGCUGAAGCAACCACUCCCCCAGCACCACAACAAUCUGGAGCAGAAAAAGAAGCAUCACAAUGUCAGUUGGAUGUUGAGCAUUUUGAGCCUAGUUUUAGAUCCCUGUGUGAUUACCUUAUGGACAAGAUGAAAAAGGAUGAAUCCUUCAAAGCCCCAAUGACAUCCGUCUGAUCAGUCUUUACAAAAACACACAGACAGCAGUCUGAUUUCAGCACUGUACGUUCGGGAGGAUGAGGAGUGCUGCUGCAUGUAAGAUCAAACCGCAGCCAUGAAAGGGUCUGCAGUGAGCGCACAGAUCGGUGUGCAGCCUGCAGCUGUUGCUCGCCGUAAAACUUCACUGGGGGGCAGACGGUCACUCAUCACUGGUCGACCUCCAAAGAGAGCUUGGAGAGAACACAGUUAUGGGAAGGAAAAAGAAGGGAGUGGUGCACUGCCCAGAAGACUGGCACCACACUCCCUAGCCCAGUGUGUCUCUGCUGGUGUGUCCAACACUGUAAAAAAGUAAUAGGCACGCCCUCAAAUGUUCAUCUAACCUUUCUCUGUUGUUUGCUGGUGACAUAGCUGGCAGUUCAAUAUACUUAUUCACACACACGCACACACACAGGUGUUCUGUACUUGUUCAAUAACAUCUGUGAUGUAAUCGGCAUGGCGUAUUUUCAUGCUCAUGCCUUUUGAUAACAAUUUGGAAAUACGGGCUGAGGCUGUUAAGCAAGCAGGAUGAAAGUGAGGACACGUCUUUCAUGUGUUUAAAUCUGCAUCUUUAAUUGAAAUUAGUUCAAAGCUGAUUAUGAUUUAAACCCUAACACCUUUUCAGCAGUUUUCAUUAUUCUAGAAGAGAAACAGACCUGCUGCACACGGCUGGGUAAAAUAGGGCCGUUUUAUUAUAUUUCUUACAUUUCUCCUAUGCACCCUGCUGUAAUAAGAUAACAUCAGUGCUUUAGAGCCAUAGACAUAAAGUAAGUCCCACAGUGUGAUAAAUGCAAUAAGAUUUAUAAGUUCACUUCUUACGUUUCUCAGUUUUUCAAUAAAAGAAACAAAAAAAACUUUUGCAAAAGAGGGCAGAAUGGCGCUAAGUUCUUAUUUUCUUAAAAAAACAAAAUAAAAUCCCCAAAAUAUGUGUUCUGUUG
Nothobranchius furzeri (turquoise killifish) is the source of this 3122-nucleotide messenger RNA. RefSeq lists its product as uncharacterized. Lineage: Eukaryota; Metazoa; Chordata; Actinopteri; Cyprinodontiformes; Nothobranchiidae. The record is from RefSeq and is a predicted model, not a curated record.